Bursaphelenchus okinawaensis is the source of this 2189-nucleotide messenger RNA. The record is from the annotation of a GenBank genome assembly. NCBI's taxonomy places the organism in Eukaryota, Metazoa, Nematoda, Chromadorea, Rhabditida, Aphelenchoididae.
AUGAAUACAGAACAAGAAGACAUGGCCGCGUACAACACUUUUCUUAUGGGCGAAAACAUCCUCAUCAUAGUGUGCCAAAUAUUGUCAGCGACUGGCAAUGGAUUUAUCAGUUAUUUGUUUGUCAAGUGAGUGAGUUCUGGUUAAUCAGCGUAUUUUAGGCGAAAUAGACUACGAAAGAUCAAUGGACUGCAAAUGUUGUGGGUGCUCAGCAUUACCGACCUGCUUUUUGCUAUUAGUGGUAGGAUUUUAAAAAAUUGAAAAUUUUAAAAUGGGCAAGACUAAGACUGUAAGGUUUGGUAGGGUAGGGCAGCGUAGUAUAGGGUAGAGUAGAUAAUAAAAAUUUAUUUUUAUAUAAUAAUACCCAAAAAUUUUCAGUAUUCCCAUAUAUGUUGUACUACGUAAUUGGAUGGACACCAACCGUCUUAAAUUAUGAUGGAUUUAUGGUGAUUAAGUUAAGCUUUCCUCUCACAAUGCAAUACAAAAUAACACUGGUUAUUGGAUUAGCUAUAGCUUCAGAUAGAAUUCAAGUGGGUCACUUCUACUUUUAUUUGUCUUACCUUUUGUUUCACCCUUACAAUUGUUAGCUCUCCGCUCUCCUUCUACUUUUAACCCAAUUGGCAAAUUUAUGCUAGUUGGGUUCUAUCUGUACCUUACUGCUACUCCAGACGUACUUUUGGGCUUAUCUUAUCCUAACCGUUAGUCAUAUUCUUAGUGUUGUCUUAUCACAACUAGGUCUACUCUUAGCCUUAAUUUUAGUUUUAUUUUAAUUUCUAUCUUUAGAUUUGUCUUGAACUGUACCUAUAGUUGUCUUCUUAGUAGUACCUUUCACCUUACCUUAACUAUAUCUUUAUUAUUUUAUAUUCUGGUUCUUACUCUUUCUCCCAUCCUUUUCUAGGCUUUAAAUUUAGCUAUAAUCUCAGACUUACUCUUACUUUUACUUUCGUAUACACAUUACGCCCUGCUCUACGAAUUGUCCUUAAGCCUAACCUUACAUUUAGCGUUAAGCUUACUUUUCACCUUUUCUUCUUAUUAUUACAUUUAUCAUUAACGCUUUUUCUCAGCCUUUCUUAUGUACAAAAUUGCUUUAUUAUACUAAAUAUUAUAUAUUUCAGGCAUUAUUCUUUUCCGUGCAUUACCGGCAAAGAAACAAUCACUAUUCAUACAUAGUUUGUACCUUGCUUACUGGAGUUAUAUGGGGCACAUUUGAUUGUAUUCUAGAAAUCUUCUGGAAUCCGGUACAAUCGAAUCCAGGUUGCGCAGCUGUCGGCUGUUUUAAUGGCUCCGAAUAUCGACGGUAUUGGGGCAAUAGCAAUAUGGUUAGUUUAAUAUUAAGAAUGAUGCUCUAGCUAACUUAAUAUCAAUCUUUUUUCUAAAUUGUACCUUUACUAGGCUUAAAAAUGUUGGUGAUGGCGUAUUUUACCCUAAGCUUAGCUUAAGUCUUGAUCAUAACAUUACACUCUGUCACAUCAGAAAAUUAAAAGUUGAAGCUAUAUUUAAAAUUGAGCCAACUCAUUUUCAGCUGUUGAGUGUUAUCAUGUUGGUGCUGACGUUAGUACUGGGCAUAAAAUUAAAAACCGUUAAUCAAAAAAGCUCAAAAAGUGUGUUGGCACAUUCAAAGCAGGACAGUCAGCGACAGGUGAGACAUGUUUUGAUACACUUUUAACUUAUUUAUGGCAUGAUAAUGUUUAAAAAGGCAACAGCUAAAUUUGGCUUUAAAAUUACUUGAACUUUUUUGAACUUUGGUCGAAAAUUAUUUAAAAUGAUGGUGCUUGGUCUAAAAGUUCUUAGAAUUUUGAGUUUUGGUCCAAAAGUUCUAAGAAUUUUGAGUUUUUGUCCAAAAGUUUUUUCGAACUUUUGAUAAUUUUAAAUCCAAAUUUCAGGCUAACCGCUUAACAAUGGCAAUAAUAUUGAUCUCAGUUUGUUUUCACGCCAUUCCCAGUUCAUUAGUCGGCGUAGCUGACUACUUUGGAAUUAACGUUUUCUCUAAACUUGGCCCAUUUUACAUAUUGGGACUAGUUUUGGGCGGUGUUUGUAAUUCAAUUGCUUAUAUUACCCUUCAUAAGGAGCUUAAAAACGCAGCGCUUAAGGCCAUACUGCCACAAAAACUUCAACCGACAACAACGAUCGCAAUAUCCAAGUCGACAACUCGUGCUGCUGGACAUUCUAGUGUGCUUAAUACUAUUAAAUAA